This is a messenger RNA of Neoarius graeffei (lesser salmon catfish), 4940 nucleotides long. RefSeq names its product protein kinase, cAMP-dependent, catalytic, beta b (gene prkacbb). Gene Ontology annotation, biological process: peptidyl-serine phosphorylation. Lineage: Eukaryota; Metazoa; Chordata; Actinopteri; Siluriformes; Ariidae. Bases 200 to 1255 code for a protein of 351 amino acids. The record is from RefSeq and is a predicted model, not a curated record. Gene Ontology annotation, molecular function: cAMP-dependent protein kinase activity; ATP binding. The transcript is spliced from 10 exons. Gene Ontology annotation, cellular component: nucleus; cAMP-dependent protein kinase complex.
UACUACAGUGUAGUGAAGGGGAGAUUAAAGCUCACUGUAAAUCAGUUACAACGAGUAAAAACAGGGGAUAAAGCAUCACCUGGAGGAAUUAUAAUACAUGAUAGUGUAGACAGGGCUUUUCUACAGCUUUAUCAUCAUCAGGGGAAGUUUAAUUUGGCAUUUCUGCAGCAUUAAAGACAGAAAGGAGGGUAAAUUGACGAUGGGAAACGCUGCGACCGCAAAGAAAGGCAACGAGCUGGAGAGUGUCAAAGAGUUCUUGGCCAAAGCGAAAGAAGAUUUCCUGAGGAAAUGGGAAUGUCCACCACAGAGCACAACUUGCCUAGAUGACUUUGACAGACUGAAGACUCUGGGCACGGGGAGUUUCGGCAGAGUCAUGUUGGUAAAACACAAGGGAACAGAGCAGUUCUAUGCCAUGAAGAUUUUGGACAAACAGAAGGUGGUGAAACUGAAACAGAUAGAACACACGCUAAACGAGAAGAGAAUAUUACAGGCAGUAACGUUCCCCUUCCUCGUCAGACUGGAAUACGCCUUCAAGGAUAAUUCCAACCUGUAUAUGGUGAUGGAGUACGUACCGGGCGGCGAGAUGUUCUCACAUCUAAGAAGAAUCGGGAGGUUCAGUGAACCACAUGCACGGUUUUACGCAGCACAGAUAGUCCUCACGUUUGAGUACCUCCACUCACUAGACCUCAUCUACAGAGACCUGAAGCCUGAGAACCUUCUCAUCGAUCAGCAUGGCUACAUCCAGGUCACCGAUUUUGGUUUCGCAAAACGAGUGAAGGGCCGAACCUGGACGUUGUGUGGAACCCCUGAGUACCUGGCGCCAGAGAUCAUCCUCAGCAAGGGCUACAACAAAGCAGUGGACUGGUGGGCCCUGGGAGUGCUCAUAUAUGAAAUGGCUGCGGGUUACCCUCCAUUCUUCGCUGACCAGCCCAUUCAGAUCUACGAGAAGAUCGUGUCUGGAAAGGUACGAUUUCCGUCUCACUUCAGUUCAGAUCUGAAGGACCUGCUAAGGAAUCUGCUUCAGGUCGACCUGACGAAACGGUACGGCAACCUCAAGAACGGCGUCAACGACAUCAAAAACCACAAAUGGUUUGCUACGACGGAUUGGAUCGCCAUCUACGAGAGAAAGGUGGAGGCUCCGUUUAUUCCGAAAUGCAGAGGCCCAGGAGACACGAGCAACUUUGACGAUUAUGAAGAAGAGGACAUCCGCGUGUCUGUUACAGAAAAAUGUGCAAAGGAGUUUGCCGAGUUUUAGUCCGGACACUUCAGAGCUAUACGUAUAUGUGUUUAUCUAUAUAAAUACAUAUAUAUGUGUGUGUGUGUGUGUGUGUGUGUGUGUGUGUGUGUGUGUGUGUGUGACCACACAGCAAAUGAAAUAAGGAGCUCUUUGCACUCUAAAGACACGGGUGACGGAGCAGAGACCACAUCACCACGUCAGAGUUACUGCAUAGCUCCUUCAUUCCGUCUGGUUCAUCAAGAGGCCAACAAAGCCCUCGCGCUUUACACGUUACAUCAGACUCUUCACUCGUUCAUAUAACCCUCUUUGUUUAUUUUUUAUUCGGUAAACGUCUUGAAUAUCGUUUUCCCCAUUGUUUUACACGUGAAAAGGUUUUCAGCAGUGUUCAGGACUAAUACACACCGAGUGCCAGUUUAUCAGGUCACCCUGCUGUAGGGGUGGAUUUCUGACUGUAUCCCUUCUGUUGUUCCUUCACAAUACCACUGCUCGCUAGAUGUUUGGGCGUCGGUGUAGUAGACCAUGAUGAGAGAAUUCGAAGUGUUCAAAAAGAGCACACCUGCUGCCACCAGGGGGCCUCAUAAUAUAACGCCCCACUUUCUUUUUUUAAUAUCCAAAACACAAUUAUUCACCAAAGGCAAAGUGAUGACAUCGAGGUUAUUAUUCACCGAUAUUCACGUCACCUUUGGCGGAUGAUUGUUUUAGUAUAAAUACACAGAUGAUUUAUUUUUAAAAAAUAACUUAUAACGCGCACAGACGCGUCACUUUAUCUAGGCCGAGUCACAUACUUUGUUUUGAAAUCGACAAAAUAAAUCACAAUUUCACCUUACGUUUGAAUAGUUUUAGACCAAACUUCGUAGCAUCUUUAGUGCUUUUUGGACUAAAAAAGCAUUUUCUGUCAUCAUUUGUAAUUCUUCCUCACUUACAGUGACGAAGCGAUCGGCCGCCAUCUUGCCAAGUCGCCCGACGUGUGAUUAUCGAGAAAUUCAGACUGUCGGUAUGUGUGUGUAUGUACUAGUCAUAGGUUUGGACACACCUACUCGUAUUUUUUUUUUUUCUUCUGUAUUUUGUAUUUUCUACAUCGUAUAACAAUAAUGAAGACAUCAAAACUAUGAAAUAACACUGGAAUUACAUGUUAAGUAGCCAGCGGUUUACCUUGAUGGUGCUUUGCACACUAGGUAGUCACCUGGAAUGCUUUUGAAUUCACAGAUGUGUCUCGUCCAAAGGUAAUUAGUGGACAAGUUUCUCGCCGCCUUAAUGUGUUUGGGAUCAAAUCGUAAAUAAUAAUAAAUACAGUAAACAGCCCUAUUCAACACCACAACUUUGGUAAUCCAUGUUAUGUCAAGAACCGAACAACUAAGUAAAGAGACACGACGUCCAUAAAGACAUGAAGUGACUUUUAAUUAAUAAAAAUAAAGGGAAAAAAAGUUGAAUUCGAAGGCGUGUCCAAACUUUUGAUUGGUACUGUGUGGGCGAGAUGUAUAUUAAAUAUCUUUGAUGAGCCACAAAUCCAAACAUUUCGCAUGAAUGACCCCUUCAGUUCCAUUCUCAAAAUUUUAGCUCCAUGCCCACGUGACGCAAACUGCGGCAUCAUGAGCUCGAAGUUUCCGCACGCAGGGGAUGUUUGAGACACGAGUAAAUUCUUCAUACACACAGCACCGUGACAUUCUUUUUCUUUGCGUAUCCCAGCUUGUUAGGAAGCUGGGGACAGGGCACAGGGUCAGCCAUGAUGAGGUGCCCCUGGAGCAGAGAAGGGUUAAGGGUCUUGCUCAAGGGCCCGGCAGUGGCAGCUUGAACCCCUGACCAUCUGCUGAGUAACCCAGAACUUUAACUGUUGAGCCAUCACUGCCCAGUUGCUUACGCGGCACUUUUGUAUGCCUGAUGAAAGAUUUUGUCCCGAAAUGUCUUGUUGUUCUGAAAAUUUCUGUACUAUAGGUCGUUUUUCUCGACAUUACUACAUCCAUAUACGAGUAUAUAUAUAUAUAGUAGAUAAAAUCACACUCACUGGCCACUUUAAUAGGAACUUUAUUCUAAGAUUCCUGUUCUUGGCUGCAGGAGUGGAACCCAAUGUGGUCGUCUGCUGUUGCAUGCUGAGAUGCUUUUCUGCUCACCACGGUUGUAAAGAGUGAUGAAUAUGAGUUACUGUAUCUUUCCUGGCAGCUCGCACCAAUCUGUCCAUUUUCCUCUGACCUCUCUUAUCAACACGGCAUUUGUUUCCACCCACAGAACUGUCACUCGCUCAACUCGAUGUGUUUUUUGUUUUCCGCACCAUUCUGUGUUCAAGAGACUGUUGUGUAUGAAAACCCCAGGAGAAACCUCAGCAGUUUCUGAAAUACUCAAACCAGUCCAUCUGGCUCAAACCAACACCCAUGCCACAGUGAAAGAACGUCGCACUUUGAGAUCACAAUUUUUCCCGUUCUGAUGUUUGAUGUGAGUGAACAUUAACUGAAGCUCUUGAUUUGUAUCUGCGUGAUUUUAUACAUCAAGGGGUCAGCCGAUUAGAGAACCGCAUCCAACAGUAGGUGGAUGUAUGGGUGUUCCUGAUAAAGUGGCCGGUUCAUAUCGACAGAUGGGCUGCAGUCAGUAAUUUUAAUUAAUGCGAAAUAAGUAGCCUGAGUUUGGCUACACGGUGGGUGAGCAGAAUAAACUGGCACAUUGCUCAGAUUUGAUGCCAGUUAUAAAAUCAUCAGCAUCAUGUAGCUACGUUUUGAAGGAUAUAUGUUGCGUUUUGUCUGUUACAUGCUUUGUGUAAUUUUUUUCUUCAUUUUUGAAUUACAGCAGCAGUUAUCUUACCUCAGACUCAACCUCUGACCACUUUUUUUUUUUUCUUUCCCUCAUCAGCUUGCACAGGUGCUUAUGCUUAUCUGAUGAUUUUGAAAGGGUUUUACUUCAGCCAGUGUUGAACGCAUGACCAAAACGACUGAGCUGUGGGUCCUGGAAAUUUUUAUCCAUCAUGACUGAGCUUACAGAUCAUUUGUCGAUGAGUUGAGUGUUACAUUGACCCUUAGUACAACCUGCACUAAGAAAAAACCCAAACAUGACUGACACGCCCCGGCUUUUUGGCUUGUUUUACUGUUGCGUAACUUAUGUAUUAUUUUACACCUUUAAUGUAUAUCCAUUGGUGAAGAGGUUCUAUCUUUAUAUACCCUGGUACAUCUUUUAAAAUUUGGCUCAAAACACUCAAAGUACUGUAUAUUUUCAUUAAACGAUGUGUAGCAGAUACCGUUUGCUGUGAAUGUGGAACUGAUGGUUUCCUGGGUUUUAUGGAAACCGAUCCUGAAACUCGCCAGAUGCACAUGAAAUCUUUUUUUUUUUUUUUACCCCCCCCUUUUUUUUUUCCUGUCAAAACGCAUCACCCUCCAACACAUGAUGCUCCAAUUUCUGUCUUUUUCUGUCCUUGUUUCUUUCAUUGUAAUCACUGAAUUUAGAGUUGCAACUUGUAGGUAUGGAUGUUCUUUGCAAUGCUUGAUUUCCAAGGUACAUUCUCACAGACACACAUACUUUGAAAAAUUAUUUAAAAAAACAAGCAAAUGAAAAAUACAAAAAAAAAAAAAACCACCCACCAGACUGGGGUUUGUUAGCCUCAGCUCCUUUGUAUCACAGAAUUCAGUUAUUGUUCUGCUCAUAAUGCAUAUAUGCAUUGUUUCUUAUAUAUGUUUUUAUUUAUACACAUUAGAGAUGCUAAUAAAUUUUAUUUUUAAAAUUG